AUGAAGCACGAGCUGAAAAAGGUGGUGGUGCCUAUGGCCAUCACUGAGUUUCCGGUCUUGGUGGAGAAGGCAAAAAUUGUUGAGCGGUUAGAAGGUGGCAACCGUGUGACUAGGACUGCUGAGGGACCAGCUGGGUCCAAAAAGGGAGGAAAUCAAAGGAAGCCAUAUGAUAGGCCCCAACAACAACAAUGGGGUCCUAUCAUUAGGCAACCUUAUGAUGCUGCUAGAGGAGGGGGACAGAGUGGAGGUGCCACUCUUAGAUGUUACAGGUGUGUUGGACCGCAUUUUGUAAGGGAUUUUCCACACACGGAGAGCCAGUGUUUCAAGUGCCAUCAGAUGGGUCAUGAGUCGAUCAACUGUCCCGCCAGAAACAGACCGAAGAGAAAUGCUCAGAGGGGUGGUGCCCAGAGAGAUCUUGUAAAUGGGAAGGGUAGAGAUGCUGGUAAGGAUGUGAUGAUUCUUUUCGACUCUGGUGUUUCUCAUUCAUUUAUAUCUUAUGCUUGUGCUGCUAUGCUGGGCGUGCCUCUGUGUGAUUUGGGGUUGAGACUGCUAGUGUCAACGCCUGCUUCUGCUUAG
Cajanus cajan (pigeon pea) is the source of this 576-nucleotide messenger RNA. Lineage: Eukaryota; Viridiplantae; Streptophyta; Magnoliopsida; Fabales; Fabaceae. The record is from RefSeq and is a predicted model, not a curated record.